AUGCCGUACAUCCACAUCACGGCCCGUGAUUACCACGGCCACCACUGGACUGGUUCCAGUGCCCAUCACCAGGGCUCACAACUAGAAGAACCCAGCCGGGUUGAGACCCCAGACUUCCGCUUCUGUGUUGAGCUCGGCCUCGUCAUCCGCAGCCGGCAUGUGGACCAUCAGAACGUCUCAUCCCUCGAAGUCGAGCUCAGCAAGCAGCUGACCCGCGCCGGCAUUCCCAACCACAUUGCUGGCCCAGACCCAUCCAUCUCAUCAGUAUCCUCUCGGGAAUGGACCGUUACCAGGGACCUGUGCAUCCCCUCCCGCCCCAAGGACCACCACUUCGGCAUCAAGCUGGUCUCCCCCUUCUACCGCUUCUCCCACCGGCCACACGCCUGGCAAUCAGGCCUUCGGCGGCUGAUGCACACCCUCAACGAGCACUUCGAACUCACCACAUCGCACCAAUGCUUCACCCACGUGCAUGUUGUCCCCGCCUCGGGCUACUGGACGCUGGGACAAGCCAAAGCGCUUGCCAAAAGCUCGCUGUACUUUGAGCGGUGCCUGGACGCGCUGGUGCCCCCCUACCGGCGCCGCAGCGUGUGGGCGAAAAGCAACCGCCACAACGCCUACUUUGGUGAGCUGUCCAUGGCCCAGUGCUUUGAGCGCAUCGAUGCGCAAACCACCAUCGAGGGCCUCGGGCUCAGGAUGAACUGGUGCAGCGCCGUCUCGCCUACAGGGGUUGCCCUCGGCAAGGCACAUGACGGCGUGGAUUUCCAGCACGACGCCUACCGCUGGUCCUUUGUCAACCUCAACGAGGGCGAUGGGUUUGGAACUGUCGAGUUCCGCCAGCCGCCGGGCUCGACUAGUGCUUCAGAGGCUAUUACUUGGGUUAUGCUGGUGGGUUGCCUGGCGAGGUUGAGCUGCGGCCUCGGCCACUCUCUUGAACCGAGGCACACGGCCAAGCUGAAGAGCCUGGGGGAAUGGCUUGUUUACGAGGCCAAGUGGUCUGAUAUUCCGAAUAAGGGGCUGUUGAAGGACUUGCUGAAGCAGGCGGUGCCGGUUGCAAGGACACCGGGCACGAUUCCGGGGCUGGAUGCCGAUGCGAUUACCAUUGACGAGGACCAGAGGUUGAGGUGGAAAGAGCGGGAUAGGAACAUUGCUGUGGAGAAGUACAGGCGGCAUUUGAAGCACAUUUCAAGUUGA
Canariomyces notabilis is the source of this 1191-nucleotide messenger RNA. RefSeq lists its product as uncharacterized. NCBI's taxonomy places the organism in Eukaryota, Fungi, Ascomycota, Sordariomycetes, Sordariales, Chaetomiaceae. The coding region runs from base 1 to 1191 and encodes 396 amino acids. The transcript has a single exon. The record is from RefSeq and is a predicted model, not a curated record.